GAUGAGGCGGAGGUUUAGGUGAACUGUAGGUGAGGUCAAGUUGGGAUGUGGGGGAGGAUCAGGUUAAGUAGAGGGAGGUUCAGGUGAGUGGGGGGAGGUGUUGGAUAAUAAAUAAUGAAAGUGAUUUACUUUCAGCCGAGGAUCUUCAAAUAUUAAUACGAUCACGUUUACUGUCUAAAGCAAUCACACUGAUAAUUUACCCUCGCCAGAAUUCAUUGGAAUAAAGCUCCUUAAACUUGUACUUUAUUUAAAUAGAUGCAAAUACUGGACGGGUGGAAAUGGUCAAUCCUUCAUUCAGAGCAUUUUAAAAGUAGUUUGAUCGUCAUCUUGUAGUCAGUCCUGAUGAAUCAUAAAGUGUUUUCAUGACGAUGUUAUCUCAGCUUCCUUUCAGCCUAAUUAUCGUCUUCAAUAAAUGUUGGAAGGUUUCCUCAGAGCUCCCUCUUUGCUUCUUCUCUCCUCACCUCCAGCUCAUCACUUCGCCAUUCUCUGGGCGUCGGUGGGGAACACCAUCCCCGCCUGCUUCUGGUCCAUGUACUACCUGGUGAGUCACCCCGAGGCCCUGGAGGUCGUCCGUCAGGAGAUCCAUGACGUCCUGAAGCUCAGCGAGGUGGAGUUCAGCAGCGACAGAGACGUGACGCUGAGCAGAGAGCAGCUGGACAAGCUUCUGUUUCUGGAGAGCGCCAUCAACGAGAGUCUCCGCCUGUCCUCGGCCUCCAUGAACAUCCGAGUGGUUCAGGAGGACUUCAGUCUGCGGCUGAACGCAGAGCGCUCGGUGGCCGUCAGGAAAGGUGACAUCAUCGCCCUCUACCCUCAGAGUAUGCAUAUGGACCCGGAGAUCUACGAGGAGCCACAGACGUUCCGACUCAACCGUUACAUCCAGGACGGCAGAGAGAAGACGGACUUCUUCAAGGAUGGUCAGAAGCUCAAGUAUUACCUGAUGCCGUUCGGCUCCGGCUCCUCCAUGUGUCCCGGGCGAUACUUCGCCAUCAACGAGAUCAAGCAGUUCCUGUGUAUGAUGCUGCUCUACUUCGACCUGCAGCUGGAGGCGGGGCAGAGCCGAGCCACGCUGGACUCUAGCAGGGCCGGGCUGGGCAUCCUGCUGCCCGCUCAGGAUGUCAGCUUCCGCUACAGACUGAGAGCAGUCUGAGCAGGACGACUGUACACUUCAUGUGUAAGUUACAAAGUGCUUUACACUUUAAAAUACUAAAUCAAUAUAUACAAUUAGACGAAGACUCAAAAAUCAAGCUGGAAUCAUACGCAGAGCUUAAAGGAGCAGUAUGUAACUCUGCCCCCUAGUGUUUAAAGUGAGUACUGCAGUCUGAAUUCUAAACAUCAUAGAG
Labrus bergylta (ballan wrasse) is the source of this 1340-nucleotide messenger RNA. The record is from RefSeq and is a predicted model, not a curated record. Lineage: Eukaryota; Metazoa; Chordata; Actinopteri; Labriformes; Labridae.